Messenger RNA from Lentinula edodes (shiitake mushroom), 1266 nucleotides. RefSeq lists its product as uncharacterized. The record is from RefSeq and is a predicted model, not a curated record. Gene Ontology annotation, molecular function: transaldolase activity. Bases 134 to 1102 code for a protein of 322 amino acids. Gene Ontology annotation, cellular component: intracellular anatomical structure; cytoplasm. Gene Ontology annotation, biological process: carbohydrate metabolic process; pentose-phosphate shunt, non-oxidative branch; pentose-phosphate shunt. NCBI's taxonomy places the organism in Eukaryota, Fungi, Basidiomycota, Agaricomycetes, Agaricales, Omphalotaceae. The transcript is spliced from 8 exons.
GACAAGUUUUAAUUCUCAUGUCCGGCAAGGAUGCGGCAAAGACAGGUGCUAGCACGUGCACUACUCUUAUAUCAUUAUGUGACGACAAACAAGCGUCGUCUCCGGUUUUUCCAACUUUUUACUUCCAACCACCAUGUCUACCUCGCUCGAUUAUCUGAAGCAAACCGGAACGGUCGUUGUUUCUGACUCUGGAGAUUUUGAAUCAAUCGAUGUCUACAAGCCUCAGGAUGCUACGACUAAUCCAUCGCUGAUUUUGGCUGCCGCCAAUAAACCAGGCUACGCUCGUCUCAUUGACGCUGCAAUCAAGCACGCUAAAAGCAAGAGUGGUGAUCUUGAUACCCAAGUAAAUGCUGCGAUGGAUAGAUUGUUGAUCGAAUUUGGAAAAGAGAUCCUUGCUAUCAUCCCCGGCCGAGUUUCCACCGAAGUCGAUGCACGUUUGUCCUUUGACAAAGAGGCUACCAAGGCCAAGGCCAAGGAACUCAUUGCCCUUUACGAAUCGGUUGGCAUCAAGAAAGAGCGGAUCCUCAUUAAAAUUGCCUCAACAUGGGAGGGUAUUCAAGCUGCUAGGGAGCUUGAGCGCGACGAUGGUAUUCACUGCAAUUUGACCCUCCUCUUCGGCUUUGGACAGGCUGUUGCUUGCGCCGAAGCCGGAGUUACUCUGAUCUCACCCUUCGUCGGACGUAUCCUUGAUUGGUAUAAGAAAACAACCGGAAAAUCAUAUGAGGGUGACGAAGAUCCUGGUGUCAAGUCUGUCAAGAAAAUUUUCGACUAUUACAAGCAACACGGAUACAAGACCAUAGUCAUGGGUGCCUCUUUCCGAAACGUUGGCGAAAUUAAGGCACUAGCCGGUGUUGACUUCCUCACCAUUUCUCCGUCGUUGCUCGAGGAGCUCAAGAAAUCAACUGACCAAGUUCCAAAGAAACUCGACGCUGCUGCCGACGCGCCGAUUCCCAAGGUCAGCUACAUCGACAACGAGCCCGAAUUCCGUUGGACAUUGCUCGAGGACCAAAUGGCGUUUGACAAGCUACACGAGGGUAUCAAGAAAUUCGCUGAGGAUGGCGAAGCUCUCAAGAAGGUUCUCCGAGAGAAACUUACUGUUUAAUCCCUCUCGCCUAUCUUGGGUCACCAUGUCUGGGAUUGAUUACACUCCAGUAAUAUUCUAAGUACCUCCUGCUGCGUCCGGUUACUACAUAGAUCUCGAAGCAAAAAAGAAUCAUGUGUAUUAUUUGUAGAAAAGAAUGAAAUGUACACUGACUUAGGUAUAAA